CUGCUAGUAGUCAGUACACUCAGAGCCCUGAUCCUGUGUAAUACAUAAGGAAGUAUCCUGUACCACUAUUUGAAGUAAUCUAAAUUUAAUUUUUAUAACUGACCGAUAUUAUAACAGAUUGAGCUAUUCAUCAUGCAGCUGUCAAUAGUCGUGUUCUCUGUGGUAGCGGUGGUCGUUGUCGUUGGCCAGGAUAACAGGGACUGGCACAUAGGAGCAGACUCAGUGAGGCCGAGUGGCACAGUAGUGCACGGCCACGCCAACAUCCCGGUACACAGAGGCUCCAAUGGUCAAGUGGACGCCAAUGUUCACGGGUCUCGAGUGUUCGGGGGACCGUACAACAGACAGCAGACAGUAGGGGGAGGCCUGCAAUACCAACACCCCAGCGGUGUGAGAGGAGGACUGGGUGUGACCCACUCUAGAGGACAAGGCAAUACUUACGGUGCUUCUGUCAGCAUACCAUUCUAGAUUGUAUAAUGCUAUCGUGUCCUACAGUGUUACCAUUAUUUUUGUAAAUAUAAAUGUUCUACUAUGUAGAUCAUAUUAUUAAUAAGUAAUCUGUAAUAUAUUAAAUUUGUAAUAAAUCCUGGUCGUUUAUGAGAAUUUGUA
This is a messenger RNA of Homalodisca vitripennis (glassy-winged sharpshooter), 606 nucleotides long. RefSeq lists its product as uncharacterized. The record is from RefSeq and is a predicted model, not a curated record. The transcript has 3 exons. NCBI's taxonomy places the organism in Eukaryota, Metazoa, Arthropoda, Insecta, Hemiptera, Cicadellidae. The coding region runs from base 133 to 465 and encodes 110 amino acids.